CUUCCUUCUAGUUCAGUAUGUACAUGUUAGUAAAUUCUAGUUUCCUUUCUUGGUUAUGUUUUGUAUCGAUGGUUACGCCGAGGCUCUCUGGCGUUACUGUUCGGAAGUGAAAAUUUAAUACGUGUUUAUGUUGACGUUCUAUUAUGGAGAAGAAAGUUAAUACUCUGUAUCUUUUCGACACUGAAGGAUGUAUUAUUUCUAGUUUCAAAUUGUGUCGGCGAUACACGUGAUACAUUAAAGAAUAUCAUAUUACAUAACCUUUCUUGGAAAUUGUAUAUUUCGGACAGCUGAUCUUGUUAUGAUCAGCAUGUUAGGCACGCAGGCAUGUUACCGCGACCAACGGAAAAUGGGUCAAGUGAUUGAUCAGAUAAAUAUACUUACCAAUAACUUGGACGAGUUACGUGCAGAAAUUAAUACAUUAAGGACUACCUAUUUAGGAAACGGUCAUGAUGCUUUAUGUGAAAAUGAUUUCAAAUGCAAUAGAGGUGGCGAAAUUAACGUUUUACGCAAAUUUAAGAAAUAUAUGAAGAAAGUGCUAAGCUUGUACUCAUUGGGAAAAGAACAGAAACUCGGUAAAAGUCAAAAGCAUUAUCCAAGCACGAAUAUGCAUCCUCCAUUAUCUUCAUUUUUAAAUUACGUGUUUCGUGCUCGAAGAAAGGGUGAUACGAGGGAAACACCAACGAAGAUUAACUACGUGAAAAAUCAAAGUAAUCAAACGAACGAGAAGCUCGAUGGUUUGGCAUACCAAUGGAUCACGAAAUAUCCAUCCACAUUUAUAGACGUGGAAAAUGUAAAUGAUACCGGUCAUCAUGGCUUUUCGUCUAAAAGACAUGGAAAUGAAGAAUAUAACAAAAUAAUAUUUCCAAGAAAAAAUGAAAAUCUUACACCGAGAUUUUCUGAAAUAAGCUGUGAAUUAGAUUUGCAAGUAGAAAAUCCAACAUAUUUUCCAUCCGUUUCCGAUAUGAAUAUUUUUCCAGAUUCGUAUAUCUCUAAGAACCGCCCACAUGGUAGGGAAGUAUCUUUGCCAAAUAAAGUUAACAACAGACAGUCUGCGACGAAGUCUACGCAAACCAAAGUAACAAAAAUGAGAAGAAAAGCGAGGAAUUUUCAUCCUAGGCAAUCGAAUUUUUGCUUUCCUAGAAUAAAGAAUGCUGUGAUUACGAAAAAGAUUAUAAGAAAUUCGAAUGAGAGCACCUUUACAGUAUGUGGAGAAGUGUGUAAUAUGAAGGAUUAUUCACAUUUUAAGAAAAAUCGUUGCAAACAAUGUUUAUGCAAAAAGAAAAGAAAUAAAUUUACCCAAUGGAUUGGUGAAAAGACAAAUGAACGAAACGUUCAUUUAAAUCAAACUGUGCAAGAGAGAGAAAAUAACUCGUCUGUUAAUAAUGAUAAUGUGUUUCAAACUUCCUUGUCUGUAAAAGAGCCAGAUUUAUCGUCAUCAUCAGGUUCCUUGGAUUUAGAAGUCAAUAUUUCUAGUUGUUCCAGUAAUAUCGACGAAUUUUCAGAACGUAGAAAACCGAGGACAUAUGUAAUACGCCAAAAAGCUCAAAAAUGUAAUGAAGAUAAGUGGUUGAAUAAUUUUGAGAGAAGUGUUGUUUAUGUGGGGCAAAUUUCAGAUUUAACCUUAUCUUCACAUAGUUUUUCUAAUCAAAGUGAUCAUUUUGAUUAA
Molecule: messenger RNA, 1666 nt
Organism: Eufriesea mexicana
Lineage: Eukaryota; Metazoa; Arthropoda; Insecta; Hymenoptera; Apidae
Exons: 2
Coding region: 299-1666 (455 amino acids)
Source: RefSeq, a predicted model, not a curated record